Molecule: messenger RNA, 447 nt
Organism: Rodentolepis nana
Lineage: Eukaryota; Metazoa; Platyhelminthes; Cestoda; Cyclophyllidea; Hymenolepididae
Source: the annotation of a GenBank genome assembly
AUGGCUGAUCAACUCACCACUGACCAACUUUUAGAAUAUUUUGAAACUUUCACCUUGUUUGAUAGGAAUCAAGAUGGACUUAUUACAAUAGAUGAACUCGAAAAUUUUAUGCAAUCUCUUGGAGUAAAUCUGUCGAAGAAAGAGCUUUUGGAAAUGAUGAAAGAAGGUGAUGUUAAUGGUGACGGAGCUAUUGACUUCAAAGAAUUUAUCAAUAUGGUAGUUAAUAGCGUCAAUGUUGCUGAGGAUAAGGUUAAGCUCUUGAACAUUUUUCGUCUAUUCGACAAAGAUAAGAAUGGCUUUAUCACAAAGUCAGAAUUACGUCAAGUGUUAACGGCUCUAGGUGAAAAAUUGCAAGAAGACCAACUUGAAGAAAUGAUUCGAAACAUUGACAAGGACUGUGAUGGGCGCAUAAAUUACGAUGAAUUCACCAAGAUAAUGUUUCCGUGA